Messenger RNA from Encephalitozoon romaleae SJ-2008, 408 nucleotides. RefSeq names its product putative pseudouridylate synthase. Bases 1 to 408 code for a protein of 135 amino acids. Gene Ontology annotation, molecular function: pseudouridine synthase activity; RNA binding. Gene Ontology annotation, biological process: tRNA pseudouridine synthesis. The transcript has a single exon. NCBI's taxonomy places the organism in Eukaryota, Fungi, Microsporidia, Unikaryonidae. The record is from RefSeq and is a predicted model, not a curated record.
AUGCAAAGGCACGAUAUUCCAGGGAGAGAGUCUGUCAAACAAGACAUAUUCUGCCUUUCUAUGCUCAGAAAGGAGCUUGACAUACAGAAGGGUUGUGUGAUCGACCAAAGAACUCCAUUGAGAGUUCUACAUAGAAGGGCCAAUCUAGCCAGGGAAAAGAAGACUUGCAUUCUUGAAUGUGAAAGGAAAGAUGUAGACGGGUGGAUCUAUUGUCGAAUUAAACUUGAGGCCAGUGCAGGAACUUACAUAAAGGAGUUUGUGAAUGGGGAUUUUGGAAGGACGACCCCAUCAUUGGGAAGUAAGGAAAACUACUACGAUUUACUUGAGUUGGAUGUUCUAAGAGUGGAAAAGAAAAGUAUAAGAGACUUUCUGACUCGAAGGAUUAAGCUGGACAUCAUUAGAUGUUGA